Molecule: messenger RNA, 2092 nt
Organism: Ananas comosus (pineapple)
Lineage: Eukaryota; Viridiplantae; Streptophyta; Magnoliopsida; Poales; Bromeliaceae
Product: probable apyrase 6
Exons: 8
Coding region: 154-1776 (540 amino acids)
Biological process (GO): nucleoside diphosphate catabolic process
Cellular component (GO): membrane
Molecular function (GO): nucleoside diphosphate phosphatase activity
Source: RefSeq, a predicted model, not a curated record
CUUAAUCUCCGCCCCGUAGGGGCGGGGGUGGCGCGUGGCGAGAAGAGGCGGAGAGGGGCGUGGCAAAACCCUAGAAAACCCUAACCCUCUCCCUCUCCCCCUUUCUCCCUCCUCGAUCGAAACCCUAGAUCCCGGGAUCGUCUCCUUCCUUUGAUGCGUCGCUCUAAUGCUCCACCUCGCGCGAUCGAUCCCGGGGCAGCCGCCGCCACCACCACCACCAAGAUGGACUCAUCGGCGCUGCCUCAGCUCCAAUCGCUCCUCCUCUCCCAGAUCCCUUCCUCCAUUCCUAAGCUCAGCCGCAGCAGCGGCGGUGGCGUCUGUGUCCUCGCCGCCGCUUCCCCAGCCUUGGCCGUGUUCCUUUACCUCCUCGUCGCAUCACGCGGCUGGACGCCUCCGGAAUUCGCUAUUAUCAUCGAUGGUGGGAGCACGGGAUCCCGGAUCCAUGUCUUCGGGUACCGGAUCGGGUGGGGAGGAGUUCCGCAGCUCGAUCUCGAGCGUACAGCUUCGAUGAAGGUGAAUCCGGGUCUUUCGGCGUAUGCGGAGGAACCCAGCCGUGCCGGCGAGUCUCUGCUAGGGCUUUUGGAGUUCGCGAGAGGGAUGGUGCCGAGGGAUCGGUGGGGGGAGACGGAGGUGAGGUUAAUGGCGACCGCGGGCUUGCGGCUUGUUGAAGCUGGGGUUGUGGAGAGGAUAUUGGAGUCUUGCAGGAAAGUUCUUAAGGCUUCGAGGUUCCGGUUCCAGGAUCAAUGGGCCGGUGUGAUCUCAGGCACUGAUGAAGGCAUAUAUGCAUGGGUUGCGGCAAACUAUGCCCUGGGCGCUCUUGGAGGUGACCCUCAGAAAACAACUGGAAUACUUGAACUUGGUGGAGCAUCUGCUCAGGUGACAUUUGUUACAAGUGAACAUUUGCCCUCAGAGUUCUCACAGGUGCUUAAGCUUGGGGAUGCCACAUAUAAUCUAUACAGCAACAGCUUUCUACAUCUUGGUCAGAAUGUGGCAUAUGAAUCACUUCAUGAACUUCUUAGCUCAAGACACCUGAAAUCAAAAUCACUUCAGGAGGUGAUAUAUAGAGAUCCGUGCUCUCCUAGAGGGUUCUUGCAUAGUAUGAGAUCACUGAAGCUAUCUGCUGGCGUCCGGUUCACUGCUUAUGCAGUUGGUAAUUUUUCUGAGUGUAGAUCUGCUGCAUUGGCACUGCUCCAGAAAGGAAAAGAGAAAUGUGUAUAUCAUCACUGCCCCUUGGGUUCAUCCUUUGUGCCGAAGCUGCAGGGGAGAUUCUUAGCUACAGAGAAUUUCUUUUACACUUCAAAGUUCUUUGGGCUUGGUCCAACAUCAUUUCUCUCUGAUUUAUUGUUGGCUGGGGAACGAUUUUGUAACGAAGAUUGGUUAAAGCAUAAGAAGCGCCAUCAUUCUUUGGAUGAGGAGGAACUCCUCUUAUAUUGCUUCUCCUCAGCAUAUAUCGUGGCCUUACUGCACGACAGUCUUGGCAUCGCUUUGGAUGAUAAAAGGAUUGAUUUUGCGAACGAGGUGGGCAGCGUCCCACUCGACUGGGCACUCGGUGCUUUCGUCAUGCAGAAAGCAUUAAACCCGAGCUUCAGCUACUCGGAUUGGAUAACCGAUGCAAUCGGUGUUACUGUUAACCCGUCGACGGUCCUUUCUAACUUCAUAAUCCCCGCUUUUUUAGCCCUUACAGCAUGGUCCAUUUUGAAAUGGAAGAAGCCCCUCUCAGAAACUAUGUUUUACUGGGAGAAAUGGCGAUACGUUAUUACGCGAGUCGACCGGUGAUUUUUAAAGGUAUAGCCUCUUCUUUUGUAAAGUAGCUCAACAAGUUAUUUCAAUUUAGUUUUGCUUUAAUUGAAUGAUUCUAUCAUUAUCUCUAUAGUUAGUUUAUUGGGAGCUUUCUUAAGACCAUCCCCAAAGAGAGAGAAUCCCUUGUGUAUCUAUACAAAAAGAAAAAUGCACUUCUUGGCUUAUGAAUGUAUAUCUUUGACACAAUAUGGUAGGGGAAAAAUUUACACUAAUAAUUUAGAAUUUCUAUUAGUGAAUUUAUGCUUGAACACAUUGUUAUGUAAGUCUACAUUUUUAGUUCUUUUUUUUUUUU